Colletotrichum godetiae is the source of this 984-nucleotide messenger RNA. RefSeq lists its product as uncharacterized. The record is from RefSeq and is a predicted model, not a curated record. Lineage: Eukaryota; Fungi; Ascomycota; Sordariomycetes; Glomerellales; Glomerellaceae. The transcript has a single exon. The coding region runs from base 1 to 813 and encodes 270 amino acids.
AUGCAAGUCCAUCCCAUCAAAAACACGUUCAUCCCAUAUCGCAAUAGCCUCAACUUCCACAAUCCUAAAUCAUGCCGUCUUACUAACUUCAACACCACAGCACUAAACAGUGCCCUCGAGCAACUCGGCUUCAAAGUCUUCUCCUUCCAAGCCAUGUGGCCAACCUGGCAAGAGUCAAUCCCCCUCUGGACGGAAGCCAUCGAAGCAAAGUACCACAACCGCUGCAAGCCCUACGGCCGCGCGGAGUUCGACAAGCUCCUAGGCGACUACGACGUCGUCAAGUGCCCGCACGCCCUCCUCUUCGCAGAGGACCUCGCCGCCGCCUACCCAGAAGCCCGCAUCAUCGUCUCCAAGCGCGACUAUGAGCCCUGGCGCGCGUCCAUGGAGAAGACGGUCUUCAGACUGCGCCAGUCCCUCGUCUUCCGCCUGCUUCACCCGCUCGACGCCUUCCGCGCCGCGUGGUGGCCUUUCCUACGGCUUAUCAUGGACACGGCGUACGGCGGGUGGGCCGAGGCCGUCCCGGGGCGGAAGCCUUAUGACGAGCAUCAUGCCCGUAUUGAAGCCAUCACGCGUGAGACACCCGAAAGGAUGCUCGUCUUCUCCGGACCCAAGGACGGCUGGGUCCCGUUGUGUGAGUUUCUCGGCUUGCCGGUGCCGGAGACACCCUACCCAUGGACGAACUCGGGAGCAGACUUUUUUGAAAAGCAAGGUCACCGUGCAGGCGAGAGGCUAUUGCUGCGCAAGCUGGCUGAGAGAGUGGCGGUCGCGGCAGGGGUUGGAUUAAGCGUGUAUUGGUUCCUGCGACGCCCAUAGAUACCAAUAUUGGACGUUGACUUAUUCUUCUCUCCAACCUACCGCGGCUACCUACUUCAUGCUCGCACUCGUCUCUUCUCACAUCAUGAUCUAUCCUCAGCACCCGAGCCGGGUUCCCGUCUGGGUAUGUAGUACCCGAGAAGCCGACCCCUAUUAUAGCGGACCUGUGAC